Molecule: messenger RNA, 850 nt
Organism: Seminavis robusta
Lineage: Eukaryota; Bacillariophyta; Bacillariophyceae; Naviculales; Naviculaceae
Source: the annotation of a GenBank genome assembly
CAUGGAAAACUGAAACGGAGGUCGAUUGGAGGUCGAUACUGUAAAUUGCCGAGCUAUUCCCGUUCUGUAAUGCCAACCCGCUCGUUGCCACGUCUGGCGUCCCAUGUUGUCUGUCGUACGUGUCGGCUCGCGCUUGUAUAAUCCCCAGCAUAGAUUCUUUCGUCUGUCGUCAACCGGUGACAUAUCUUUGUCAUUGCUGCGUCAUUGUUCUCAAGAGAUCUUUGUCAUUGCACGAGCAAUGACAAGAUCUCAAAAGAUCACACAGUUAAAAACUUGCUUAAUACUCACAAUCGAUCAUGCCUUCUUCUUACAAUUCACAGGACACCCCUGUACUAAAAUUUAUCGACGACAUGAAGACCCACAACACCAAUGCCACUAAAUCUGUUUCUGGUUUUGCGGAACGCCGAGCCAAGAACCUCAUGCUGGUUACUCAAGACUACUCUGAUCUGGAGUUAUUGGGAUUGGUGAUCAAAGACCGACGUGUUUUUGACAGUACAUCUAAUUUUGGAAUGGAUGAUUUUAUGCUUCUUAUCGCCGAAGGUGUCCCUGAUGAAAAUUUACUUAUUGAAGUCUUGAAGCGCAAGAAACUCCAUAAUUACUUGACUCUUCUUCAUCCCAACGCGUCUAACACUCUUUCGAUUGAUGAAAUCAUUAAAGAAAUAGAGAUCCGCAAUCUUCGCAACCAGUUGACGAAGAUUGACCGUCUUCGUAUUGCCCAGGCUGCAUCACCGGAGUUGCCUGCCUCUCAGAUCCAUCGUAAAAUGGACAAAUAGAUAUCACGCGAAGUGGGUUUCAAAACCACGCGGGUUUGACAAACGAGAACAGUAAACAUACCAUAAAUUAAAUUUCU